AAACAUUCCGCGGGAAAUUGAAUGACAUUUUCUCCCGCCACCAGAUCGUAGACUAAGACUGACGUUGAUUCAAACAGCUAUUUUUUCAUUAUCUAACAUGGGAAACGAGGCCAGUCAAAACGUUAAGUAUGGUGAGCGUCUGGAUAAUGACAUAAACGUGAAUUGGUCCAAAUUGGAAGUUCAAAACAAAUAUUGUGCUCCCCGUGAUGGACAUGCCGCUGCUUCAAUUGCACGUAAAAUGUACGUAUUUGGCGGAGUUGUCAGCAGAGCAGAUGGCGAACACACUGAAUCUAAUGAGCUGUUUUCUUUAGACUUAGAUAACAACACUUGGACUUGUGUUGAAACCAAGGGAGACUUGCCUCCACCAAGAUCAUCAGCAGCUAUGUCAGCUGUAGAAAAUAAUCUGUAUUUGUUUGGUGGUCUUAACCAGACGUCUGGAUGGUUAGAUGAUCUGCACUGUUUUGAUACAGAAACUUGCACUUGGUCUAAAGUAGAAGGCAAGGGUCAGUGCCCAAGUCCAAGAGACAAGUUGGCCUCUGCAGUUGUAGGCAAAAAUGUUUACUUUUUUGGUGGCUUUGGUCCAAAAAAUGAAGAAGAAGAGGUGGAAGAAGUGAGCACUGAAGAGGAAGAUGCCUUGGAGGAUGAGGGUAUGGAAGCAGACUCACAAGAAGCAGCACAGUUUGGAUGGUUCAAUGAUUUGUUUAUUUUUGAUACAGAAACUAGUUCGUGGUCCCAUCCCAUGCAGAUGAAUGCUGUAGGCCCCACACCAAGGGCGGCCACAGGGAUGUGUGCAGUAAAAAAUAAACUGGUCAUCUUUGGGGGCAGAGAUUCUCAAGCCAGGAGAAAUGAUCUUUAUAUAUAUAAUAUAGAAACAAGAAAGUGGGAAACAGUCUCUGUCAAAGGUUGUCAGCCAGAGCCUAGGUCAUUUCACACAGUCACUGCAGUUGGUGCAAGAGUUGUUGUUAUUGGAGGUAGAAGUCAAAGUAAUCAGCAUUAUGAUGAUCUCAACAUAUUUGAUACAGCUACUAUGGAAUGGAUGCAGCCUACAGUCCAGGGAGAACUGCCCUCUGGGCGAGGUGUUCACACAUCUGUGGUUGUAGAUGACCAACUGGUACUGUUUGGGGGGUCCUCCGACUUUAAUCCUGAAACUAUGCAGUGCCAGAAAUACCAUAAUGAAGUUUACACAACAAGGACAGUUGAUAUUCUUCAGGGAGGCAGUAUAGCCAACACCGAAGCCAAUCAAGAAAAUUUCCCUAUUUCCACAAAUAUACCAGUUCAAGAAAACACAGACAUACAAAAAUCUGUGUCUGGAAUUGUGCCAUCUUCACAAAAUGAGGUCAACUAGUAAAAUUACGUGUAUGUGGACAACAUACUUGAAAACAAUGUGUGCUGUGCUAGUGUUCAAAUACACAUAUUUUAGAUUUUUUUAAAUACAUAAACAAGUGAAAUUUCUUUUGAAAAAUAUUUGACUUUAAAAAGACUAGUAAUUCGUUAGAAUUCUCAUUUAGUGGAAUUUAUAGUGAAUUUCAAAAAAUGUAUAAAAUUCAUUAAAAAUUUUUCUGACAUUUGUAUAUACACACAUGAAGUACAGUGCAUGCCUUAUUUACUUUUCUGCUAAUCUAUUAUCUGUGUAUUGAGGAAGUCAAAAAUCUAAUGCUAAUUUAAUCUUUAUCUGCUUUUAUGCAUUUUUUUUUGACUAGCAGGCUUGCAUUUAUAAAUUUUAAAACUGCAUUUGACAGUUAAACUCACUUUUAGUAAAAUGCAAAUUCAAAGCUUGUUUCAUGAAAAAAUGUGACAAAUAAACCAA
Molecule: messenger RNA, 1807 nt
Organism: Lingula anatina
Lineage: Eukaryota; Metazoa; Brachiopoda; Lingulata; Lingulida; Lingulidae
Product: kelch domain-containing protein 1
Molecular function (GO): protein binding
Source: RefSeq, a predicted model, not a curated record